AUGGCGGUGCCCCAGAGACUCCAGGAUCUCUGCGCCCUGCUCUACCGCGCAAUAACCCGCGCGGCCGUGGGGAACCUGCCGGUUCGCGCGCUGCUGCUGCUGGCGCUGGCGGUGGUGGUCUCGCUCGUUGUGUGGGCGGCGCCAUGGCCUGCCGCGACCCUCGACAUGCUCGCGUCUCCCAGCCCCACGUCCGCGGAGCUGUACGAGGCAUGGGCGCACCUCUUCGCGCUCGACUCACCCGUCCCGCCGCCCGCCAUCGCCAUGCCCGCAUCGCUCCCGCCCGCCCCCCACCUGGAGGACUGCGCCGUGCGCACUGCCUUGCGCCUCGCCUCCGAGCACACGGGGGCGCGACAGACGGCUGCAGGCAAUGGAGAAGAGGAGGAGAGGGGAGAGGGUGAAGCACCGGAGUGGGCACGGGCGUCUGCUGCGUGUGGCAAUGUGCCGCAACCCCCGUGGGUGAGGGGGGCGGAUGCGGCGAAUCUGGGGAGCACGCGGGAGGUGCAGAGGGACCUGUGGGCGCACCAGUUCCCGCCCGGGUCAUGUGAGGGCCGCCGCCUGCUGCUCGUGCACUGGCCGCACCUCCCCCUGCCACCCCAGGAUGACCACGGCAGCAGCAAUGCCAAUCGCAACCUCACUCAGAACAGCAGCCUUACUCAGGACAGCAGCAACAAUAGCAACAAUAGCAGCGGCAGCGGUGGCGAUAGCAGCAGCAGAGACGAAGAAAGCAGCAGCACGAGUGGCAGCAGCAGCAGCGGCGGUGAGAGCGGUUUUUGGAGUGUAACGAGUGCAUCGGUGGUGGCGGAGCAGCUGGCGGCCAUGGCAGGGGCGCUGAGUGUGGCGGUGAGCAGCCGGCGCGUGCUGGUGCCCAUGCCAGGCUCCUUCCUCCCCGCAAACCACCCCCAUUGCCACGCGGUGAACGAGUCGGGGUCGCUGCACUGCUACUUUGUCCGCUCCGUGUCGCCUGCCUGUGAGGCAGCAGCCAUGCAGCAGUACCGGUUAGCCGCCUCGCCCCCCUGCCGCCCGCUCGCCCAGCUCACCAGUGCUCUUGCCUCCAACGACUCCCUCGUCUGUGCGCUCGCCACCCUCCACCCCUCCUCUCGCCCCGACUCCGCUGCUGCUAGGGCGUGGGGCAAUGCAUACAAGCAGCGGCCUUACCUGGUGGAGGAGAGGGGCGUCAUGGUCAACGCCACUGAGGAGCACAUGCAGGCCUACUGGUGGCAGGCGCAGGCCCUGCGCUUCCUGCUGCGCUGGCCGUCGGCGCUGCUGUGCCACGCCACCAACCGCAUGCGCCACUCCGCAUACGGGCUGCAAGCCGCCGAGCAUUCGGCGGAGUACAUGAAAGAGCAGCGCGAGAUAGUCACUGCUCUCCGUUCCGACCCACCUGAUCCAAACCCUGGCGUUCAUUUGCGCGCAGAAGCUGCUAUCCUCACCACACGUGACUACACCAAACAUCCUAACCUGGAAACAGAAGUGUGGCCUGGGCUCGGGUAUGCGGGGUGUGGAUAUGCUUCAGAGACUGGGGGUGCAGGUGAGGAUCGAGGAGGACGUGAAGCGGAGAAAGUGGGAGGUACAGGCGGAGGUGGAUGGACUAUUGGGAGCUGGACUAUUGGCGGAUGGAGCAUUGCGUCGUGGGGCAUUGGAGCAGCGGAUGAGGAGGAUGUGGUGGAGGAGAAGCCGGCGCCGCUGCUCAUGUACGAGAGGGUGGGCAGGGAGGUGGCCAUGCCGCGCCCCGUGGUCAGCAUGCAUGUGGAACAUCAGGCACCAGGUCAUGCAGGCGCCUCGGCGGAUGUGUUGCUGCCGCUGCUCUCGCUGGCGUACCGCCUGCGCCAGCACGACCCCACGCUCCAAUUCGCCUGGCUCUCCGCAGAUGACCUG
This is a messenger RNA of Closterium sp. Naga37s-1, 1875 nucleotides long. The record is from the annotation of a GenBank genome assembly. NCBI's taxonomy places the organism in Eukaryota, Viridiplantae, Streptophyta, Zygnematophyceae, Desmidiales, Closteriaceae.